This is a messenger RNA of Brettanomyces bruxellensis, 465 nucleotides long. RefSeq lists its product as uncharacterized. Lineage: Eukaryota; Fungi; Ascomycota; Pichiomycetes; Pichiales; Pichiaceae. The transcript has a single exon. Bases 1 to 465 code for a protein of 154 amino acids. The record is from RefSeq and is a predicted model, not a curated record.
AUGAACAAGCUUAAGCUUGAUGCCGAAACAUGGCAGGAGAAAUCGGAUGAGCAGACUGAGAAAGUGAAAACUCUUGAGCAGAAGCUUCUUGAAAAGGAUAAUGAAAUCAAGGCAUUGACAACCAAGAAUCAGACAUUAGAGGAGGAGAAUGAAAAAGUUAGUGGUGAGCUAGAAGACCUUAAAAAGGUUGCUGGUGAAUCCACACAGCUUAAGUCGACAAAUGAGAACUAUACAAAGAAGAAUUCGAUGUUGGAGGAAGAAUUGGAGGCUUCUGAUAAAAAUUUGAAGGAAACUACUGCAAAGUUGAGAGAAACUGAUGUCAAGGCUGAGCAGUUGGAGAAGAAAGUUGCUUCUCUUGAGGCUGAGAAGGCAGAAUUAGAGACUAAAUAUGAUGAACUUGAGGAGAAGUUUAAGAAGGCAUCCGACGAGUUGGAGGAGAUCAACAAACAGUUGGAGGAUAUAUAA